This is a messenger RNA of Gloeophyllum trabeum ATCC 11539, 2100 nucleotides long. RefSeq lists its product as uncharacterized. Bases 1 to 2100 code for a protein of 699 amino acids. The record is from RefSeq and is a predicted model, not a curated record. The transcript has 2 exons. Lineage: Eukaryota; Fungi; Basidiomycota; Agaricomycetes; Gloeophyllales; Gloeophyllaceae.
AUGAGCUACACAUCCAUCGGCCCUGGACUCUAUCUACCCCUCGAGCUAUGCUACAUUAUUUGCCUUGAUAUACGAAGCAGCGAAAAGUAUGGGAAACGAGACCUUCUGGACCUUGCUCUAAGCUGCAAGCAUUGGCUGGAUCCCGCGCUAGACGUCCUCUGGGAGAGAGUUACUGGCCUCGAACCUCUUCUCGCAUUGGCUCCGCAGACCGCUUUGCGGAAUAGACAAUUAUUGCACGGCAAUGCCGAUACCUCACACCUUGUGGUGGAUUGGACGCGUUUCGACGUGUAUGCCCAUCGCAUACGGGAGAUCAAAGCCACUUCCUGCUGGGGGGGCAGAACUAGCUACGAUGAAGACGGCUCUGACAUAGGUCACCUGGAUGCAGACGAGUCCAUCGACAACUCUGAAAGCAUCGGCACUGGAGGACGUGCCUGGGUUGAAGACAGUUCGGGAGAAGAAGAAACUAGAGAAGGUCGAACUGCAGAAGCAGGAUUAUUGAAAGGUGAUUCUGAGCAAGGCGAUCCUGGAGACGACUCUCGCGACAACCACUCUGACCAAACCAAUGCUGAAGGAUACGCCUCUCACGACGGCGGCUCCUUUGGAGAAGACAGCUCUGGAGAGGAUGGUGCUGUGGAAGAUGACUCUAGACAAGGCAAUCCUCGAGAACACGACUCAGAAGAAGGCAGACUUGUCAAAGGUGACUUUGAACAAGACCGCCCUGAAGAAGGCGGUCCUAUUGAAGAUGCCACUGAAGAAUGGAUAUCUGCAAAAGGCGACUCCGGCAAGGAACAAUCGAACUGGGACUCUCACCAAUCCUCAGACGGAGACGACCCUGAUGCUUAUGAAGUCAUCAUCAUGCUACUGUCGAUGAGACGUGGGCCACUGACACCCAGCUUGCGAAGGCUCAAAUGGACUCAAAAGAAUACACGCUGUGACAUAGAUCCGCUCCUGGGCUCCGUGCUAUCUGCCUUCGUCGCCCCGACUCUCCAAGCAAUUUCUAUUGAGGUCGGGGCCCCAAAGUCCGCUGUUUGGGGCUGGAGCCUGGUCACAGAUCCCGGUGGUGCCCUCGGGAAAUGGUUUGCAGCCCUUCCCGAGAAAGUGCCCAAUCUCAAGAUAUUUCGUCUGGGUGGAUACUUGGCUGAAUUCCCUCUGGACUUCGUCAGCCGCCUCGUAACUCUUGAGGAGCUGGAUCUUAGCGACCUCCACAUGGGCAAAGCCGGAUGGGUGAAGGCGCCCCUCUUGCGAUCCUUUGCGCCCCUCACCCAAGUCAAGACAUUUGGCGUGAUAGCAUGCAUCGAGAAAACCGAAACUAUUGAAGGCGACUUUUCCAUAUUUCCGAGGCUGGAGACUUUCCACGCGGAGAAUACCAUGCCGCUCGAGACCGCGGCGAUCCUCAGGGGCAUAUCUUCGAAGCACCUGAAGUAUUGCUAUCUCAACGAAAUAGACGAACAUUUGCAAGCCGAACAGACGUACGUACUGUGCCAAUCGUUGACAAAGUUCGCGGCCACUCUCACGACGCUGAGGCUGGAUUUCGAGGAAGUGCGUGAUUCAGGGUCUCCUGAUUCGCCCAGAAUAUUCGCAACCAUUGGCCCGCUCCUUGAGCUCCGUUGCCUUGAAAAGUUCUAUAUGUCACCCUGUUUUGCCGAACCGGAGGAGCUCUCGCCGUAUCUGAUAACUGACACUGAUAUCCAGCAGAUGAUAUUCGCCUGGCCUAACCUACGAGAAUUGCGAUUGAACUUGUGCCCGGUGGACCGGGGAAUAACCCUACAAAGUCUCGUGGCAUUCGCUGACCACACCCCUGAUCUCCGCUCCUUGGAUCUUUACUCACUGGACGUAUCGGAGGAUCUCGAUACGACAACGAUAAUGGAGACAAACCAUCCGUUAGAAAUCCUGAAUCUCGUAAAGCCGACAUACGCGAAUCCAGAGGUCUUCGCUAGAGCACUCGAUCGAAUGUUCCCGCACUUGAACACCAAGGCGAUGGUCUUGUGCCUCCCGGAGGACGUCUUGGAGCAUCUGGACACUGUAGCAGAGGAGAGACGCAGCUGGCAGGAGAUGACACAAAUGAUGAACGAGUGGAUCCGGAGUGACGCAUUCAAGUAG